Messenger RNA from Eucalyptus grandis, 1183 nucleotides. RefSeq names its product probable ubiquitin-conjugating enzyme E2 C. NCBI's taxonomy places the organism in Eukaryota, Viridiplantae, Streptophyta, Magnoliopsida, Myrtales, Myrtaceae. The transcript has 6 exons. Bases 216 to 770 code for a protein of 184 amino acids. The record is from RefSeq and is a predicted model, not a curated record.
UGGUGGUUGCGGUUUAAGCAACCGUCCCACAUCUUUCCUUUUCCUCGUUCCGACGCUCCCUUUUUCUUCCUCCUCCACCGCCCACCAGCGCCGGUCGUCUCCCCCACCCCACCGAGCGAUUCGUGCAUAAAUUGCAAGAGCAAAGCAUGUGAUUUUUUUUUUUUUAAAGAAUUUAAGGUGGAAUAAAGGGUUUUCUCUGGGAAUCUGAUCGCAAGAUGGAAGUCCGGCAGAACCCGACGGCGGACAACUCGUCGACGGUGUCCGGCCGCCGGCAGGCGCCGAAGCAGGCCAAGGCCUCGCCUGUUCCCGUCGAUUCGACCUCCGUCACUCAGAGGCUCCAGAAGGAACUGAUGGCGCUGAUGAUGAGUGGAGAUCUUGGAGUAUCGGCAUUUCCUGAAGGUGAAAGUAUUUUCUCAUGGGUAGGCACAAUUGAGGGUGCAAAAGGCACGGUGUACGAGGGUCUCUCUUACAAGCUUUCAUUGCGGUUCCCAUUGGAAUAUCCAUUCAAGCCACCGCAAGUCAAGUUUGAGACUCUGUGUUUCCAUCCGAAUGUCGAUCAGUUUGGCAAUAUAUGUCUUGACAUCCUUCAGGAUAAGUGGUCAUCAGCGUAUGACUGCAGAACCAUUCUUUUGUCCAUUCAGAGUCUGCUGGGAGAGCCCAAUCUUGAGAGUCCCUUCAACAGCUGUGCUGCAGCUUUGUGGAACAAUAAAGAAGAUUACAGAAAGAUGGUCCAUAAACAAAGUUUUGCUGGAGAGCUUUUCGAAGAGUGAUCAGUCGGGCAUUCAUACUUUCACUGUCACAUGGGAUACAUUGCAUUGCCAAGUUUUCUCUAGAAUUCGAGAAAAUAGCUCGACACUGAUCUAGACUUGUAUAGUCUCUUUUUUACGAUAGUGGAAUAUUGCAUCUGUAAGAUUGAUUUGUUAGGCAAUGAUAGACCCAAAAAUGGGUGAACACUUUGUCUGUUCAAGAUGAUAAUCAACUUCUGUCCGGAGAAAACUGGGGACUUUGUACGUCAUUUGUGGUUUGUUAAGAUUUGUAUUUGUACUGCUUCUACUGUAACAUUUGUUUGCGGAAAAUGUAAAUGAUCUUGAUAAAAGGGAUCGUCAUUUCUCCUCUGUGGAUGGGUUAAGAUGACCACUCCAUUAGCAGGGAAUUCUUAAUAAACCCACGACCCUUCUCAGUA